This is a messenger RNA of Zasmidium cellare ATCC 36951, 720 nucleotides long. RefSeq lists its product as uncharacterized. The record is from RefSeq and is a predicted model, not a curated record. The transcript has 2 exons. Gene Ontology annotation, molecular function: ribonuclease MRP activity. Gene Ontology annotation, cellular component: nucleolar ribonuclease P complex; ribonuclease MRP complex; cytosol. NCBI's taxonomy places the organism in Eukaryota, Fungi, Ascomycota, Dothideomycetes, Mycosphaerellales, Mycosphaerellaceae. Gene Ontology annotation, biological process: rRNA processing; intronic box C/D snoRNA processing; nuclear-transcribed mRNA catabolic process, RNase MRP-dependent. The coding region runs from base 1 to 720 and encodes 239 amino acids.
AUGAAAGAUGCUAGUAAGGGACACAAACCCAUCUACAGAACCGCAUCUCCGUUCGCCCAGCCCACAAUAUCCCAGCUCCAACAACCGCAGCAUGACGCAGUAACACGGCUUCUCGUCGAAGUGCUGAGACCCAUUGGAGCAUAUCGCACAAAUAUACCCAAGCAGUCGAAAAAGAAAAGGGCCAAGAAGCGCAAGCGAAAGGCCACUCCUGCAGAGGAGGCAAAAGCGGACGAAGAUGGCAUGACAGGCGUGGAGAUCCCGGGUCUACAACCUCCCAGGAUCCAGGAAGAUGUGCUGGUUGGGUUUAAUGCCGUGACUCGCCAUCUGGAGACGCUCUCGACUUUUUCUAGCAAGGCAGCUGCCUCAACGAAGGAGGCAGAGAAGCCACGCCACGUUGCUGCGGUCUUCUUGCUGCGGCCACUGGACGAUUUGAUCUACUCCCAUCUGCCCGCACUCUGUCACACGGCGUCUUUAGCACAUGCUGAGCGUCCAGCGACGAGAUUGGUAUUGCUCGACCCUUCUGUGGAGAAGGCGGUCGCUGCUGCACUCGCACGAUCACCGAAUGUCAGUGUGCUGGCGAUUCUGGAGGCCAGUGAUGAAGAUGAGGGUAGCGAGGUAUUGACUGAGUACGUUCGUAAAGAAGUGAAGGCAAUAGACAUUCCAUGGCUCAAGCAAGCUAUGGAAGCGCAGUGGCUCGGCACACAGGUUGAUGUACAAUAG